This is a messenger RNA of Megalobrama amblycephala (Wuchang bream), 5818 nucleotides long. Its product is annotated as odorant receptor 131-2-like. Gene Ontology annotation, cellular component: membrane. The record is from RefSeq and is a predicted model, not a curated record. The transcript has a single exon. Gene Ontology annotation, molecular function: G protein-coupled receptor activity. Gene Ontology annotation, biological process: G protein-coupled receptor signaling pathway. Lineage: Eukaryota; Metazoa; Chordata; Actinopteri; Cypriniformes; Xenocyprididae. The coding region runs from base 2881 to 3837 and encodes 318 amino acids.
CGUGUUAGUAGAUUCAUUAUGUCGAACUCAUAAUCUGCAGUUGUUACUCCUGUCUCCUGACAAAAACAUUGCAUGCGGCGCCUGUAGAGUGUGGAAAGUUACUGGAGCGCGCAGCUGCACACAUCUCGCACUAUGGUCUCGCACGUCUCGCACAAGGAACGUCAUGGCAGUGAUUGACAAGCCAGAGGGCCAAUCGUUUACGCGACGAUCGCGUAAACAAUUUGCUGAUGUUUUUAAGGCCCUACCUCGUGCACAGAUGAUGUAUAUUAAUAUUAUUCCUUUCAGUGCACCUAAUAAAUAGUCUUUUAUUAGUUAGUAAAGACAGUUUCAAGUAAUAUUGCAAAAAUUUAUAAAACAAAACAUCCUCUUUAGCACCUAUAAUUGCAGUAAGAUGUUACAUGAAACGAGCAAACCUCUUCACUCCUGUUUACAUGCAAUUUUCACUAUUCUGAUUAUUCACUAAGAAGUGUGGUUAUUUUUACUGCCAUUAUACAAAUGAACAAGUCAGAAACAGUAGGUAUGUUACUGCCCAUUGUUUUAAUCUACUUACAUCAAAUGCAAAACACAUUUCUAUAGACAUAUUGGAAGGUUGUUGUUACAACAGAGACACCGGAAGCAGAGAUAAAAGCAGUUUGGAUGUUUAUUGGUAUAAUCAGCAGAGCAACAGGUAAGUGAAGUGGUGGUUAUGAUGAUCUUGAAGAUGAAUGAGAGGUAAUACUGUCCUUUUCUUUGCGCUGCAGGUGAUGGUGGAAGGAGACGCUGGAGCUGGCAGACUGAACACUCACACACACAGGCAGGUAAGAACACGAGGAGAACAGGAGACGAUGGAGACGAAGGAGAUGAUGAAGACAGGUAAGUAUCACUUUGGGAGUCCUUGAGGUAAGCAUACAACAGGUUGUACAACGAACGAGACCGGACAAUGUGUGUGUGUGGGGUUUAAAUAGCGUGGUUGAUGACUGUGAUGAUGAGCUUCAGGUGGCGGUGAUCAGUAUUCCGGUGAUUGAGUGCGUGGGUAAGGGAGUGAGGUGGAACCUGACGUGUCUGUGACAGUUGUAUGUGUUAUAUGCGUUUACAUACACUGCAUUGCUUUCUUUGUGCUUUCUCUGGAUUAAGAUACGGAGUGAGUUGUGUUGACAGAGUUUAGUAAGGAAGCUUGUUUCCACCACAGAAUAAAAAAAUGUAAAAGAUAAUUGUGAAUUUUUAUCUCACAAAUCUGACUUUUUUUCUCACAAUUGCAAGUUAUAAAGCCAAAAUGUCAGCUCACAUUUCCAUAAUUUCUUAUAAUUGUGAAUUGUGAGCUAGCCUAUAAGUUCAUAAUUUUGAGAAAGAAGUCAGAAUUGUGAGAUAAAAAGCUGCAAUUACCUUUACAUAUCUUUUUUAGAAUAAUAGCAUAGCAGGAAAUGACUGAGGUUCCCUUGAGCAAGGCACCUAACCCCCAAUCUCUCCCCGGGCGCCACAGCAAAAUGUCUGCCCACAGCAUUGGGUGUGCCAAUGGUUUGCAAUGUGUGUGUUUACUACUCACUACUCCUAAUGUGUGUGCACUAACUUGGAUGGGUUAAAUGCAGAGGACAAAUUCCGAGUAUGGGCUACCAUCAUUGAAGCGCCAACAGACUUUUUUUCUGGAUCUUUGGGAGGAGAUUGGAGCUUUAACUUUAAUUUCUACAUUUCCAGAACUGUUUAUUUCACACAAACAUAAUAAUGUUGUUCUGCAGUAUUAAUUGAUUUUGCGGUAGUGUGGGCGGGACCUUGAUCACGGCUCCACUUCGUGCUCACUACUGCACUCGGGGUCCAAGUUCACUAUGCGCAGACUUGAGACUCAAGAUGUCAGCUAUAUUGGCACACUGGUGGUUUCAUUUACUACAAUGGAAAAAAGUGAAGGUGCGUCGUCCAUCUUUUACAUUUUAUGGUCACAUCACUUUACUUCACUUCUAGUUUUAUUGAAAAAAUUAACAAAAACAAAUCAAACACAAAGACCAGAGAACCAGGAACAGAAUGUGUGCACCAAACAUAACAUCCAUGUAGGAACAAGACUCGGCAAAGAACACAAGAAGGUUUAAAUACACAAAAGCAAACAAGACAUACCUGGGAAUAAUCACUGAACUAAUCAACACAAAAAACUAGAAAGGACUACAAAACAUGGCGCAGAACAGGAAAUAACAUAAGUCCACACAAGACCAGUGGAACACAGGCCGGGAUCAUGACAGAAUUAAUGCCUGUCAUUCCAACCACACAACUUUGCGAUGCUGUUGCGAAUGUUUGUUGGAUCUAUAGUCUCAGGAAACACGACUUGUUAAACUAUGCUGAUAACAAUGGAACUAGCGACCAUAGUUGACUAACACUCCAUUAAAAACUCUUUAAACUCUAUUAAUACACAAAUUGAAGGAGAUAUUAAAUAUAUUAAUUUCAUUAACUGACCAUCUUUUCACACAAUUAGCUUUUCCCAACUUUGAGAUCAGAGAAAUGUUUUGCCUAACUGGUAGUACAGAGUCUGAGGUAAAUGCACAGACUGUCUUAUAACUUCAUGAAUUCAAGACAUAUUUCCACACAAAUGCACAAGGAAACAUAAACCAAUAGGAUUUGCUAUAGGAUACUUGAUGCUGUUAGUCAGGCACUUAUUGGUGAAAUACACACCAAGGGUUACUGUAUUUUUUUUUUUCCACAGUCAUUUUGACACACACAAACCAGCCACUGGGAUUCCAUACGUAGUUCAUGACAGAUGCUUUACAUCGAUAUUUAAAAAGUGAUGCUCUCUGACUCUCAUUCUCUGUACCUUCAACAACAGAGUUGACACAAGUCUGGAGAUCUGCAGAUACAAAGACUUUAUAGAUCGCAGUAUUAUUCAGUGUUUUAUAACAGCAUUUUUUGUCUUUUUUAUUGAAUAUGUCUAAUUUUAAUGAUUCGAAAUCUAACAUCACUCAGACUACAUCACCAGUGGAUCGAGAUUUGAAAACAUUUUUGUCUGUGUCCUCAUGUGUUAUUUUCCUGUAUGUCAAUGGAGUCAUGAUCUUCACUUUGAGGAAAAAGGCUGUUUUUCAGGAGGCAUCUCGCUACAUUUUGUUUGGUCACAUGCUUUGGGUCGAUACGCUCAAUCUUGUUAUGAGUGUACUGUUGUUUGUGUUGGCUGUUUGUAGGCUUUUUGUUAUGAAAAUUGUCUGCCUUAUUCUUCUUGUUGCUGCAACAGCUAUCUAUCAGGUCUCUACAUUAAAUCUGGCUUUGAUGUCACUGGAGAGGUAUGUGGCCAUCUGCAUCCCUCUCAGACAUGCAGAAAUCACCACCUACGGAAGAACUAACAUGGCCAUUGGUGUUGUUUGGAUGUUAAGCUGGAUUCAAUCCCUGUCUGAGAUUAUUAUGUUUUAUUCCAGUGAUACAAACAUAGCAAUGCAUUUGUUCUGCUCAAGAACUACUCUCUUCAGGCUACAGGUCUAUAAGAAAAUUGAAAUAGCUUUUACAUGUAUAUUUUUUGUCUCAGUGUGUUUUGUUAUUAUCUUUUCUUAUGCUUCUAUAGCAACUGUGGCUAAAACAGCCUCCUGUGAUAAAAUGUCAGCCAAAAAAGCCAACAAGACUGUUCUGUUGCAUCUAAUACAGCUGGGUCUCUGUGCUGCAUCCAUUUUAGUUGGAGUUAUCCAAGAUGUCAUUUAUGUUUAUACUGACUAUAUGACUUCAAUGAAUGUGAUGUAUUUUUGCUUUGUAGUGUUUAUGAUUUUUCCAAGAUGUCUAAGUCCUCUUAUAUAUGGCAUGAGAGACCAGGCCUUCAGCUCUUUAUUCAAAUACUACUUCACAUUUGGUCUCAAAAGAAAAAACUGUUGUAAUACAAAGAUACAUUUAUCAGGUGGCUGAAAAAUACUAGAUACUAUAAAAGUCAUGGUAAAACCUGUUGAAAUAUUAUCUGAAAUGCUUUAAUAGAUAAUAACAUGUUAUUAAGAUACAAAAGAAUAUUUAUAAUGAGAUAUUGGAGAUCAACCACACAAAAAUAACUGACCUUUGGCAAAUCAUACAACCUUGUAUUUAACAAACAUUAAACCUUUAUCACAAUUUGGCAGUGCAGUAACCACAAAUAUGAGAAGGUGUUUUGUAGGGGUUGUUUUAUUUGUCCAUGUUUUGCACUCUUUCCAGACAUAUAUCAUACAGUUACUACUGAGUUAUGGAACAUAAGUGACAUCAAAAUGUGCUAGAAGUAACUGCCUUUUGAAAAUAUAACAAUGAGAAAAUUAAAAUAGUGUCAAUUACUACUGACUACUAAAUAAAACAUUUCUUUGUUGCUAACAUGAUUAUGUAGAUAGGAAUGAAUUUUAUAUGCAAUUCAGAUUGCUGCAUAGGAGUGAAUCACUUUUCACCGAUAGAUUUUGAAUUUUUUAUCCAUAUAUACUGACAAAUGUUACACUGUCAAUCAUUUUACAUUAGCUUUACAAACUAGGUUUUGCUGGAAUCCUGUAAAGUUAAACAAAUGUGCACUUUGUGCAGCAAUUUUAUAUAACAUAUACAACAUAUUAUAUAUCAUUUGAUCAUAAAAAAGAAAUAUAAACUGGUGCUUGUGUAUGUGUGCAUGAUCUGGAGAGCAAGAGAGUUCUUUUUUUUACAUUCAAAAAUACAUUCAAAGCCAUGUCAAAGCACUUUCUGUGCAAAACUCAGUGGUCAUCAACCUGUGUGUCACUACUUGACUUUUUUUCUUGAGCCAGUAAAGCACAAAAGCAGCCAUAGCUGGUUCAAAAGAUUGCACUGGUCAAGUCAACUUCAGUGCUGACGGUGCUCCUUAAAGUCACCAUGAAAUCACAAAUGACAAUCCCUUUGACAUCAUGUAGCAGUAAUUAUUAUAAAUGAUUAUAUCUUAUUUCUGUUUUAAAUUCAUGUGCCUUUGUAAUCUGAAUUAAAAAACAUUAACGUCCCCCCCCCCACCCCCACCCCACAAUAUUUCUUCUCUGAUGACGUGUGCAUUGAAAUGAAGGAGGCAAUAAUCUCUCCCUCCCAGCAACCUGUCACUCACAUGAAACACUUACAGCAGUUAGCAAACAACAACAAUCCAAUCAAUUCCUGAUUGCCAAAAUCACAUCCUAUUUUUUUUCCUAUUUUGUUCCAGAAGCCAUUUCGGAGACAUGGUUAGGCUUGCUGCAGUGGUUGGCUGCAUUACAUUACAUCAGGUUUCACUUAUCACAUGAAGAUAGUAAGGAGAGAUGACUUAUAGAAUGAUGUUGGAGGAUUUGGUGCAGAUCCUGAGCGUCAUUAGCUAUGUUUCCAUCCAAAAUUGCGAAUUUAACUUGUGCGCAAAUUUGGAAUAUCACAUAAAACAUUUGCUAAUAAAGCACUGUUUCCGUCCAGUGAGUCGAAGAGAACAAAAUGGUAAUUUCCGGAUAAACUGGUGCUAAAUAUCACUAAGAAAAAUGAAAGUUGCUGCAGUAGAAGCCACUGCAUAUAAUAAUUUUUGUAUAUAAUAAAUUACUUGCACCUCAGAGCACGCAGAUGAAACCCAAUAAACGGUGUCACGUUAUCUUGUGUUUUCACAUGCCUGGUGUUUUGUGAACGUAAUCGUGUGAGAGUUGUCACAGUUUUGGUUAUUUAUAUUUAAAAACUCUUAGUUUGAAGUUUAUUUAUUUCAUUACGUUUUUCCCAGUUUCCUUUUUCCUGUUUUGUUCCUGUUUCCUUGGUUAUCAUGUUUUUUGUUCCCUUGGUUACUGAUUAUGUUCACCACCUGUUUCUUGUUCAGUUCUCAUUAUCUGGUGUAUUUAUAACCUCAGUUUGGUCUUUGUUUGGUGUUGUCUUUGUCUAGCCUUACUGGUUGUGACACAUGAUUUAUUGUAUGUAAAGAAUAACUUGGACAAAAUGU